Knipowitschia caucasica is the source of this 384-nucleotide messenger RNA. The record is from the annotation of a GenBank genome assembly. NCBI's taxonomy places the organism in Eukaryota, Metazoa, Chordata, Actinopteri, Gobiiformes, Gobiidae.
AUGAAAGUGCGUGGCUCCGUGUUCGUCUCGGCACUGCUGCUGUGUCAGGUCCUCUCCGUGGGACUGUUCCUCAGAGGCUUCUUUCCUGCGGCCGUCAAGUCCUCCCCCCGCAGCAGCAGCUCAGACCGCAGCGCGGAGCCACUGGCAGGUGGGCUCCUGAACUCUUCCUCAUCGCCUCCUCAUGCGCUCUUUGGUCGUGUGGUCAUCAUGUUGGUGGAUGCGCUCAGAGAGGACUUCCUGUUUGGGUCACAUGGUCACACACACAUGCCGUACACACGCCACCUGGUGGAGAGAGGCGCCUCACACAGCUACGUGGCUAAAGCGCGGGCGCCAACGGUUACCAUGCCACGUAUCAAGGUAGACACACUUAGACACACUCAUUGA